Molecule: messenger RNA, 3171 nt
Organism: Babesia sp. Xinjiang
Lineage: Eukaryota; Apicomplexa; Aconoidasida; Piroplasmida; Babesiidae
Product: putative glucose transporter
Exons: 2
Coding region: 1-3171 (1056 amino acids)
Biological process (GO): monosaccharide transmembrane transport
Cellular component (GO): membrane
Molecular function (GO): hexose transmembrane transporter activity
Source: RefSeq, a predicted model, not a curated record
AUGACGACGUACUUCUGGGCAGCGUUAUGCUGCGCUGGUGCUGUGGCGCUGAAUUUCGGUGUCAUUUGUGUGAGUUUAGGCCCUUCAAAGGAUUUUGCUUACGAAAAUAUGGGAAUUAAGGAUGGUGAUGAGCACGAGUUUAAAAGACGUCUAAUUGAUGGUUCUGUAUUCCUUGGCUGUGCCAUUGGAUCGGCUUGUAUUGGAUUGCUUGCCCACUUAGGCCGGAGAAAUUGUAUGAUAUUUAUCCAUAUAAUGAGCGUUAUAGGCUGCCUUGUCGCUGCCAUAGGUUACACAUGGUGGUUAUUCAUGCUGGCACGUUUGGUAGCUGGCGUUUCGGUUGGUAUGUCCGGAGUGGCGGCUAUGUAUCUCAGUGAAAUCUGCCCUCGUAGCAAGCGUGGAGUUUACGGAGCACUCUACAGUGUUUUUGUCACGUUCGGCGAAUGCAUGAUCAGUAUGUGGCAAUUAAGUCAUGGUGAAAGCUUAACUGACGUCGCAAAGUGUAAAUGUUGUAGGGAAAAAGAAAACAAUGCUGUCGACAGUGUUAUCUGGCGUAUGGGCCAGAUUUAUGGUGCAAUAUUCAGCUUAAUCGCGCUCUACCUUCUCCAUGAUGUUGUCUUGGAGGACAGUCCUUUCAUUCUCGUGAAACGGGGUUUAACAUAUGAAGCUAAGCGCGCUAUAGGGUUGUUGCAAGGCACUAGUCGCAUAAAUGAGGGGUAUCGAGAAAUUAUGGACGAUAUUUCUGCCCAAAACACAGGGACGGACAGGAUUACUUUACUGGAAGCGUUGAAACUUCCUGAUUCGCGCUAUGCAAUUCUAGUCACGUUUGGUAUUGCUAUGCUACGACAGUUGUGUGGUAUUUAUGUUUUUACGCUUAGUGCCUCUGAACUUUUUGGUGAGAUCGUGGGAAAGGGGUUACUGGCUGCUGCCUUGGGUUCCUUGUGUCCUGUGGUGAACUUUUUGGUAUGUUGUUUUUUGCCACUUUACAUCGACAAAUUCGGUAGACGCACCCUUUUAGUAUAUGGCAGUGGUAUAGGCACUGCUGUCCUUGCUGUCGCCAUGGUGAUACAGACCGCUUGUGGAAACGGCACGCAGAGCGGUAGUGACGGAGGAAACAAGUGUAAAUGCUGUUGUUGUAAUGGUUGCCAAGGAGAAUGCUGUGAAGAGGCUGAUUGCUGUUGUUGUAAAAAAGACAAAAAGUGUUGUUGUAAAGAGGAUACGGGUUGCACUAGCGGUGCAGGCAAAUGCUGCUGUGCUAAAAAUGGCGUAACUCACAGUUGUUGUUCCCAGAAGUGUGCAAACCUAGGUAAUGUAAAUGGGGCUUGGCACAAAUAUUUUAUGAUUGUGUCAUGUCUCAUUUUCGUGGCAUGUUUUUCAACAGGUUACGGUGGUGUGUCGUGGAUGUACUUUUCGGAAGCACUGGCUCCAGAGUACAGAGAUGCCGCUUAUGCAGGAGCCAGUGUAAUUAACUGGUUGACAGCUGCAUUCGUUGUGUCGACUGCGAAACCACUGCUGACUAGUUUGGGCAAGGAUGUAUACUGGGUGUAUGUCGUUUGUUCAGGCAUAUCAUGCCUAUUUGCCGUAUUGUUUGUGAAGGAAACCGCUGGAGUUCCGUUAGGCCAAGCAUAUGUAGGCGCUACAACGCCUGAAAUCUUCAAUAAAAUUGGCCGAUUUUUUGGUUUUUCUCCCAAGGAUAAAGUAUCUGAUGCCGCCCAGUUAAUUGACAAUAUGAGGGCGAUGAAGUCGUACUUUGUCUGUUCGUUGGUUCUUGCCGCCAUUGUGGCGUACAAUUUUGGCCUCAACACGGUGAGUUUUAGUGUUUCCAAAGAAUUUGCCAUUGUUGAUAUGGGAUGGUGUAAAGGUGAAGCGAAGGCCUAUGAGUGUCCGUUGGCUAUUACGUAUAGUUCCUUGAUUGCUGGUGGCACUUUCGUAGGUGGAGCUAUUGGUUCGCUGUGUAUUGGGUUUUUUGCAAGAUUCGGACGUAGGAAGGGUAUGAUUCUUAUCCAUCUCAUUAAUAUUUUGGGAUCUUUGAUGGCAACUGCUUCAACAUGUUUCACUAUGUUCCUUGUUGGUCGUAUCAUAGCUGGUGUUUCUGUCGGAGCUUCGGGAUUGGUAGCUAUGUUUUUAACUGAGAUUUGUACUAGUGAGACUCGUGGUGCCUAUGGUACUAUUUACCCGAUGUUCAUUGCGUUAGGCCAGUUGUUAAUGGUUGCAUGGCAACUUCUACACGGUCGUGUUUUGGAUGCUGCUGUUACUGGAACUGCUGAUAAGAUUGCCCCUAGUACUGGCACAGAUUUAAUCACAUCUUACGAUAGUUUUGUAUGGAGAGCAGCCCAGUUCUGGCCCAUAGUUUUUAGUGUGAUUGCUUUGGCUAUUAUGUACUUCGUUGUGAAGGAUGACACUCCUUAUGUGCUUAUGCAGGAAGGUAAAGAAGAGGACGCUAAGCGUGUGAUUGUGUUGUUACACGGUGAAGAGAAGGCCGAGGAGAUUUUUGCUGAGAUUAAGAGCGAUGUAGAAGCCCAGAAGGACAACACUGAGAAAUUGAGUCUUAUGGAUGCUCUUAAGGUACCUAAAUACCGGUCAGCUAUAUUGAUUGUUUGUGGUUUGUCGAUUAUGCAACAACUGUCUGGUAUUAACAUCUUCGUUGCGAAUGCAUCCAAGCUUUUCGUUACUAUAAUGGGCCGAACCUUCACUGCUAGUGUGAUGGGUUUGGUGGGAAUUUUGUUACUGGUUAUUACGACAACUAUUUUAGCGUUUAUUAUUGACAAGUUGGGUCGUAAGAUGAUGUUAUUGGUGGGUAUUGGUGUAUCUUCCAUUUUACUGGUUCCCGCUGUGAUUGUUAAGAUAGCUGUUAAAGCUGAUUGGGCGAACUAUGUGCUUGUUGUGGGUUGUUUCGGUUACAUGAUCGGUUUUGGUUUAGGUUUUGGUGGUGUUAUGUGGCUUUACUUCGCUGAAGCUUUGGGCACGGAGUACAAGGACGCUGCUUUUGGUGUAGCUACAUGUCUAAACUGGACGUUCGCUGCGAUUACAGUCAUGACUUCUGACGUUCUCCUUAACUGGAACGACAAAGUGACGUAUUCCCUUUACGCUGGUAUGGGUGCUUUGGGUUUCGUGUAUGUCUACCUGUUCCUGAAAGAGACUAAAGGCAUUCCUCUUGGUCAGGCCUUCGCAUAA